Messenger RNA from Gossypium arboreum, 846 nucleotides. Its product is annotated as squalene monooxygenase SE1-like. Bases 116 to 745 code for a protein of 209 amino acids. The record is from RefSeq and is a predicted model, not a curated record. Gene Ontology annotation, biological process: sterol biosynthetic process. Gene Ontology annotation, cellular component: endoplasmic reticulum; membrane. NCBI's taxonomy places the organism in Eukaryota, Viridiplantae, Streptophyta, Magnoliopsida, Malvales, Malvaceae. Gene Ontology annotation, molecular function: flavin adenine dinucleotide binding; squalene monooxygenase activity. The transcript has 3 exons.
UUGUUGCUCUUACACUGACAAACUGUAACCUCCCAAAAAAAAUUAUGGAGCUAUUAUAUUGGCACACCCUUGACCAAUCAUAUGGUAUCCAAUUAGCACCACUGAAAUUCGUUGCAUGGUGAAUGUUCCUAGUGAAAAGGUACCAUCAGUUUCCAAUGGUGAUAUGGCAUGUUACUUGAAAACUCUGGUGGCUCCCAAGGUUUUUCCUGAAGUGUACAAUUCCUUUAUAUCUGCAAUAGAGAAGAAGGGUAACAUAAGAAUAAUGCCGACUAAAAUCAUGGCUGCUGCUCCACACCUGACUCCUGGUGCGCUUUUGAUUGGAGAUGCACUCAACAUGCGGCACCCUAUAACCGGAGGGGGAAUGACUGUUGCUCUGUCUGAUGUUGUUAUACUUAGAGAUCUUCUAAGACCCUUGCAUGAUCUAUUCGAUGCAUUCACCAUUUCCAAAUAUCUCGAAUCUUUUUAUACUCUGAGGAAGCCAAUGUCAUCUACAAUAAAUAUACUGGCUAAUGUCCUACAGAAGGUAUUCAGUGCCUCAUCCAAUCCUGCAAUGGAGAAUAUGCAGCACCUUUCUCGGGUAUUUGAGACUUGGAGGGGUCUUUUCAUAUGGAAUAUCAGCAAUGCUAUUUGGUUUAUGCCCUCGUCCAUUAAGCAUAGCAUUUCAUUUCUUUUCCAUUGCAAUAUAUGGUAUCGGCCGAUUGUUACUUCCAUUUCCUUCUCCCAAACGCUUGUGGGUUGGGGCUGAAUUCCUUUGGGUCAGUAUAUUUACCAAACAUUUAUAUAUUAACAUGAUAUAAAUAUGUAAUAUCUUAAAUAUGAUUAUGAUAUAGGAUCAUAUUUGUAGCA